This is a messenger RNA of Ctenopharyngodon idella (grass carp), 10948 nucleotides long. It is a transcript of the gene atrnl1a, whose product is annotated as attractin-like 1a. Lineage: Eukaryota; Metazoa; Chordata; Actinopteri; Cypriniformes; Xenocyprididae. Bases 446 to 4795 code for a protein of 1449 amino acids. The record is from RefSeq and is a predicted model, not a curated record. Gene Ontology annotation, molecular function: protein binding. Gene Ontology annotation, cellular component: Golgi apparatus. The transcript is spliced from 30 exons.
AGCAGGAGCAGCAGUAGGGAACUGCACAUUGUUUUGGAUAGGAGUUGAGCUGUCAUUCCUCUCCGAGUGCAUCUCUGAGAGAAACAAAGGCGAAACGGCAACAACAGCACGACUUAUUGUUUGGAAAGGCAUGCUCAAAUCACGCAGUUAUUUUUUCGACUAUGUUGGCAUAGUUUACGAACAUAACUGCACAUCUGUAUCUUAUGUCGCUAUUUCUGGAACGAUAUAAAUGAUACGGUUUUGGCUUUUUAGGAAUAACGCGCUGAGGUGGAUGUUCAUCCUCUAGAACAGACUGGAGAAAGUUACAUUACAUAUUGGUUAAUACAUUCAUGCAUUGUGGCAAUGACAACAUACACAUUUUAACAAAACCAGGAGUAUUUCUCUGCUCUGUAGAGAAUUCCGAAUUAGAAACUUGAAGUCUAAUGAAGACAGUAACCUUAUCUCUAUGUUUAGAUCAGAGGAGAACAGGAGGAUGGAUUUUGGCAGAAGAAGAAUGUCUUCAAGCUUCUCCACGAGGUGUUUCCUAUGUAGGACUGAGGAGCUCAGGACGUACCUUUUCACGUUUAUGAUGUUUUACCUGUUAAUAUGCACUGAAGGAUCCUAUUCCAAAACCUGUGAUAAAAACUGCAUCUUUGGAAGAUGCAUCAAUGGAACUUGCGUCUGUGACCAGGGAUGGGCUGGAGACCAAUGUCAACAUUGCCAAGGGAAAUUCAAGUUGACAGAGUCAUCAGGAUCACUCACUGAUGGACCAGUUAACUACAAGUACAAGACUAAAUGCACUUGGCUCAUUGAAGGAUACCCAAAUGCUGUGCUGAGGUUGAGGUUCAACCAUUUUGCCACAGAGUGCAGUUGGGAUCACAUGUAUGUCUUUGAUGGAGACUCGAUUUACGCACCUUUGGUAGCUGUGUUUAGUGGCCUGGUUGUCCCAGAAACAAAAGGAAAUGAAACCAUUCCAGAGGUGGUAACCACAUCUGGGUACGCAUUGUUGCACUUUUUCAGUGAUGCUGCCUACAAUCUUACAGGAUUCAACAUCUUUUAUUCGAUAAACUCCUGUCCUAAUAACUGUUCAGGUCAUGGAAGGUGUACUACGGGCAACUCCAUCUCUAGCAGUGUUUACUGCGAGUGUGAGCGUUACUGGAAAGGUGAGGCCUGUGAUAUUCCCUACUGUUGGGAUGACUGUGGCAGUCCUGACCGUGGAUACUGUGACCUCACCGGAGAAAAGCUCUGCGUCUGCAAUGACAGCUGGCAAGGUCCAGAUUGCUCUUUAAAAUUUCCUUCGGCUGAACCGCACUGGUUUCUGCCUAAUGUGAAGCCUGAUGGACAGUCACUAGGCCGGGCUUCUCAUAAAGCAGUGGUUCAUGGGAAGCUGAUGUGGGUGAUUGGGGGGUUUACCUUUAACUACAGCUCCUUUCAGAUGGUUAUAAACUAUAAUCUAGAGAGCAGCACAUGGGAUGUGGUUCCAAUCAAUGGUGGCCCUCUGCAGCGCUAUGGACACUCUCUGGCUCUUCACGAGGAUGAUAUCUACAUGUUUGGUGGGAAGCUUGAGGCAGGCUCUGGGGACAUAACAGACGAACUGUGGCUGUUUGAUACACGUAGCCGUUCUUGGUCCCUCAGGCCGCCCAGUCCUGGGCUGCAGGCCCAACACUUCGCCGUGGAGGGACAUACUGCUCAUAUAGUGGACAAUAGAAAUGGAGAGCCCAUCAUGGUGGUGCUUUUUGGCUAUUCACCCAUUUAUAGCUACCUCAGCCACGUCCAGGAGUACAACAUUCGCACUAACUCCUGGUCGGCGGCAGAGACGAAUGGGGCACUGGUGCAGGGAGGAUAUGGCCACAGCAGCGUUUAUGACAGCUCCUCACAUUCCAUAUAUGUCCACGGAGGAUACAAAGCCCUCCUUGCCAACAAAUAUGGCCUAGUGGAUCAUUUAUACCGCUAUCAGGUCCACACACACACCUGGUUUAUUCUGAAGGAAAGUGGCCUGGCAAGAUACCUCCACUCCGCUGUGCUGAUCAGUGGAGUUCUGCUGGUGUUCGGGGGAAACACUCAUAAUGACACCUCGCUCAGUAACGGGGCCAAAUGUUUCUCCUCUGACUUCCUCUCCUAUGACAUAGUAUGUGAUGAGUGGACAGUUCUUCCAAAUCCCAGUCUUCAUCGUGACGUCAACCGUUUUGGACACACAGCAGUUGUCAGUAAUGGCUCAAUGUACGUUUUUGGUGGUUUCUCUGGUGUGAUUCUGAACGAUGUGCUGGCGUAUAAGCCUGCCAGCUGUGAGGCCUUCCUCGAGGUGGAUCUUUGUCAGAGCGCUGGUCCUGGUGUUCGCUGCGUCUGGAUCGAAGAACGCUGUGUACCCUGGGACUCCAGCCAUGCUAAUGACAGUGUGCCUGCCUCCUUCUGCCCUGCACGCACCAAUGCAGCUGAUAAGCAGUGUCAGCAGUUUUCUGACUGUGCUUCCUGUACUGCCAACACCAAUGACUGCCAAUGGUGCGAAGACAAGAAAUGCAUCUCUUCUUCAAGCAACUGCACUGUGCUUACAAUUGAGCUUGCCCGUCACCCUCGAGGUCCCCUGUACCUCAACCCUCCCCCUGCCAUGCUGUCUGAGCACCAGCUCUCUAUUUGGAGACCCGGUGUGCGCAAAACCGGCCAGUCUGUGAAGAACUAUACCAAAUGCAGUGUUCGAGGUGAGCAGGUUUGUAGCAAACUGGCAAACUGCAGGAGUUGCUCGCUUAAUAUCAACUGUCAGUGGGAACCACAACAGCAGGAAUGUCAUGCUCUGCCUGCACACUUGUGUGGAGAGGGCUGGAGUCAGGUUGGAGAUGCAUGUCUGAGGCUGAAUGCCAGUAAGGAGAGUUAUGAUAAUGCCCAGCACUACUGUAAGAACCUGGAUGGCAACAUUGCCUCUCUAACCUCAGCCAGGCAGGUAGACUUCAUACUGGAUGAGCUGCAGAAGUAUCAGCUGCAGGGGAGGAAACUUACUCCCUGGGUGGGUCUAAGAAAGAUAAAUGUUUCAUACUGGGGGUGGGAGGACAUGUCUCCCUUCACUGCCAGCACGCUGCAGUGGUUACCAGGGGAGCCAAGUGACUCAGGGUUUUGUGCGUACCUGGAAAGAGCUGAGGUUGCCGGACUCAAAGCCAAACCCUGCACUUCCAACACCGAGGGGCUGAUCUGUGAGAAGCCAGUUGUGAGCCCAAACCUUAGCGUGCGUCCAUGUAAGAUGCCCUGCGCCCUGCGAACCACCUGUGCCAACUGUACCAGCCAAGCCAUGGAGUGCAUGUGGUGUGGCAGCACCAAGCGCUGUGUGGAUUCCAACGCGUACGUCAUCUCCUUCCCCUAUGGCCAGUGCCUGGAGUGGCAAACUGGAGACUGUGGCGCUCAGAACUGUUCAGGUCAUCGUACAUGUGGUCAGUGCCUGGGACAGCCUGAUUGUGGUUGGUGCGGAGACCCCACGGACACAGGUCAGGGCCAGUGUAUUGAGGGAUCAUACCGUGGACCAAUGAGGAGCCUGAGCAGACAGAGCCGAGAGAGGGUGUUGGACACCAGUAUCUGUUCGAAGGAAAAAGGCUAUGACUGGGCCUACAUAACCUGCCCAGCAUGUCAGUGUAACGGACACAGUGUGUGUGUUAAUGGCAGUGUAUGUGAGCAGUGCAAGAAUCUCACAACUGGGCCGCAGUGCCAGAUCUGUUUACCUGGUUACUAUGGAGAUCCAACUAAUGGAGGGAAAUGCCAAGCCUGCAGAUGUAACAACCAUGCCAACGUGUGCCACCCCAACUCAGGGAAAUGCUACUGUACCACUAAAGGGGUCAAAGGGGACCAAUGCCAACUAUGUGAUUCCGAAAAUCGCUACCUUGGCAACCCACUUAGAGGAACAUGUUACUAUAAUCUUCUAAUAGACUACCAGUUCACCUUUAGUCUGCUUCAGGAGGACGAUCAGCAUUACACAGCUAUUAACUUCAUGGCGAAUCCGGAAGAGACCAAUAAGAAUCUUGAUAUGUCAAUUAAUGCAUCUAACAAUUUCAACCUGAACAUAACGUGGUCUAUUGGCUCAACAGCGGGUACGAUCUCUGGGGAGGAAUUCCCCAUAGUGUCCAAGACUAACAUCAAAGAGUACAGAGACAGCUUCUCCUAUGAGACAUUCUCCUUCCUUGCAAAUCCCAACAUCACUUUCCAUGUUUAUGUCAGCAACUUUUCAUGGCCAAUCAAAAUACAGAUAUCCUUCUCUCAGCACAGCAGCAUCAUGGACUUGGUGCAGUUCUUUGUCACAUUUUUCAGCUGUUUCCUGUCCCUGCUGCUGGUUGCUGCUGUGGUUUGGAAAGUCAAACAGACGUGCUGGGCAUCACGCAGGAGAGAGCAACUAAUGCGAGAGCGCCAGCAGAUGGCCAGCCGUCCAUUUGCCUCUGUUACAGUGGCACUCGAUGCUCCAGAGGAAGAGGAGGAGCUUCUGCAGGGCCAGGUGGAGGCUGGUCCCAUAGCUGUGGAGCCAUGUUCUGGGAAUUGUGCUGCUGUGCAAACAUUGCUGAUGAGUCUUCCACGGGCAUCUUCUGCAGUGCCUCCCCCCGGCCAGUGCGGCCAGCCGUCGCACCCCACGUGCAUCAAUGAGCCUUGGCCGCCCAUGACCCUGUCGCCGGUUCACCACUGUUCCUUCCUUGGACCACUUUUGAUAGAUACUGACCACUGCAGACCGGGAACACCCCACAAGAGCUGCAGUUUUGGAGAUGCUCUGACCCAGUUGUCUAGCCAUCACAAUUUGGUCCUGGUCAAACUCGCUGAAAUCCUUACGCUUGCCCAUUUUUCCUGCUUCUAACACAUCAACUUUGAGGACAAAAUGUUCACUUGCUGCCUAAUAUAUCCCACCCAUGAAGAGAUAAUCAGUGUUAUUCACUUCACCUGUCAGUGGUCGUAAUGUUAUGCCUGGUCUGUGUACUUUUUAGUUUAAAAAAAGUAAAUAAAAGAAAAUAAUAGUAAUAAAAGAAAUCACUAAUUGUAAGAUGCUCUGAGCAGCCAGAUGGUGUAAUUAUGACAUUUACCAGCAGGGACUAAUGAGGUGAACCAGCCAAACACUGACCCUUUAGAUUCUGGCUGUGUACAUCUCAUAUUUUUUCUCCUCCUGGCCUUUCUCUUUUUCAUUCUCAUUUAAUCAGCCAAACACUGACCCUUUGGAUUCUGGCUGUCUACAUCUCAAAUUUUUCUCCUCCUGUCCUUUCUCUUGUUCAUUGUCAUUAAUUGAUUUUUUUUUUUUUUGUAUCUGUUCUCAUACCCAGUUUCUUUGUCUCUGUGGUGUGGUUGUGUUCAUCAUGUAACCGUGAUGAAUGAGCUGCUGUAAAUGGUACUGCAGCAGGAAGUAGCGGUUCAGAGACAUAACACUUGCAGCACUCUGCAAGCCAGCAACAUCUUCUGACUGCAAUAUGACACUGACACCGACACCACUGCACCUCAUUGAAAGACAGAAAAAAGAAAGAUAAAGAAUGGGAGGGGUGGGAAAAAAGGAGAAAGAGAGGAAUAAAGGAUUAAAGAUGAGGUGAAAACAAGAGAUAAAAUGCAUGUUGGGAGUCCAAUAGUGCUGACUGAUCAGAGGAAUAAAUCUGACAGGGAUAAUGUUAUCCCCGAGGAAAAUCAAAUCCAAAUACUCCAACACACUCAGUAAAUGUACGCCUUUAUCCCUUAAGCCAGCCCCCUUAUUCCAGCACAGUAACUCACGCUUAGUCUGUGAGGGCCUAAUACCUGCUAUUUGAUUUAAUGAACACUGGCACAUGUGAAUCUGUAGGCUCCUGUGCUGCUGCUUGUGAUAAAGACUGAAAAGGCGUAUUUGGCCUCAAGGCACAUGACAGGUUUUUGGAGAUGGUUUUGGUGAGAUGCUAGAUGCCUUUGUAUUUCACAGACACAUAUAGCAAGAGUGAAUCAUAAAAUAUGCAACAGCAUUUCACCUUGAAUUACACUAAAAUUUAAACUGAUUCGGCCUGCAGCGUGUGGUAAUGCCACUCGUAGAUAAUGGAGGACAUGUAAACAAGCCUUAGAUCAAAAGAGUGUUUAUGUUCAAUAUUUUAUCAGUGUUAAGGCAGAAUUGUGGUUGCCUGAAGGUCUACUGAUGUAUUAUUUUCUUAAAGAGGAAGUGUGUUAUUGCUGCACCACUAGCGGCACCCAACUGAAUUGGAAAAAUAAUAAUGAUUGAUGAAAACAAUGAUUGAAAAAGUUUCAAACAUUCCCAUCUGUGUGGACUGGGUGGAUGCAGCCCAAAUCUAGUAACCAUGCACGUCAUAUGUACCUGAAAUUUGUUGCACUAAUUGGGGGUCUAAGAGGUGGCAACACUCAAAGUUGGCCCACUGCAUUCAUGAACUACUCAAAGAAGAUGGAAAACGGCCAUAAAAACAUCAGAACAUCAAGAUGAAUUGACAACAAUGUGUAUGUGAGGAGGAAGGUACCUAUGUACUCAAACUUCAGUUUGAAUGGCAGGUGAAAAAAAAAAGCGUAGGCUUCAGAUAGCAAUUCCCUUUGGCACUGCUAGUGGUGCAAAAAUUAUAUACUCCUCCUUUAACGUAAAAAAGAAGGGCUGUCUUGUCAGCGCAAAGUGAGGAGAUCAUACAAAGAAAUUAUGAACACAUGCAAAAAUGAAAGAACCAACAAAAUACUAUAACAGAUUAUGUUGUAGUCAGUGAAUGCUUUUUCUUGUGAACUUUUUGUUUCUAUGCAGUUUUUUUUUUUUUUUUUUGCAUAUUUAAAUUAAACCUAUAGCUGUAGUUUACCCCUUUCUUGCUAAAUAAUUUUGUCAGAUAAAUAACUUAACCAAGUGUUUUGUUCUUCCCUGAUAUGUCAUAUUUAAAAAUAUAAAAUAUUUUCCUCAUAUUUUUAGUGUGUGUGUGUGUGUGUGUGUGUGUGUGUGUGUGUGUGUGUGUGUGUGUGUGUGUACUGGCAAUCCAAUGCUUCUCAAGUGUGAUAUUUCUUAAAAGUUGCAGAUGAAGGGUGAAGUAAGGAGAGAUGUCAAUACAGAAGGCAUUUGGUGUGAAUAGUUGUCUUACUUUAUUCUUUUGCUUUUAUCUGAAAAGCACUGAAGGAGAGGACAGGGUAGGGUCAUGAUAGAUCAAAUCUGAACUGUGGAAUGCACAAAAAAAAAAAAAAAAAAAACUCUGAAGAACAGUCCAUAUACAAAAAAGCCAGCCUGACUGUUUUUGGUGUGUGUGUGUGUAUAUAUAAUAUAUAAUAUAUAUAUAUAUAUAUAUAUAUAUAUAUAUAUAUUACACACAGUAUCUCAUAGAAGUGAGUAGAAGUGAGUACACCCCUCACAUUUUUGUAAAUAUUUUAUUAUAUCUUUUCAUGUGACAACACUGAAGAAAUUACACUUUGCUACAAUGUAAAGUAGUGAGUGUACAGCUUGUAUAACAGUGUAAAUUUUCUUUCCCCUCAAAAUAACUCAACACACAGCCAUUAAUGUCUAAACCGCUGGCCACAAAAGUGAGUACACCCCUAAGUGAAAAUGUCCAAAUUGGGCCCAAUUAGCCAUUUUCUCUCCCCAGUGUCAUGUGACUCGUUAGUGUUACAAGGUCUUGUGUGUGAAUGGGGAGCAGGUGUGUUAAAUUUGGUGUUAUCGCUCUUACUCUCUCAUACUGGUCACUGGAAGUUCAACAUGACACCUCAUGGCAAAGAACUCUCUGAGGAUCUGAAAAAAAGAAUUGUUGCUCUACAUAAAGAUGGCAUAGGCUAUAAGAAGAUUGCCAAGACCCUGAAACUGAGCUGCAGCACGGUGGCCAAGACCAAUACAGCGGUUUAACAGGACAGGUUCCACUCAGAACAGGCCUCGCCAUGGUCGACCAAAGAAGCUGAGUGCACGUGCUCAGCGUCAUAUCCACAGGUUGUGUUUUGGAAAUAGACUUAUGAGUGCUGCCAGCAUUGCUGCAGAGGUUGAAGGGGAAGGGGGUCAGCCUGUCAGUGCUCAGACCAUACGCCAAACUGGUCAAACUGGUCUGCAUGGCUGUCGUCCCAGAAGGAAGCCUCUUCUAAAGAUGAUGCACAAGAAAGCCCGCAAACAGUUUGCUGAAGACAAGCAGACUAAGGACAUGGAUUACUGGAACCAUGUCCUGUGGUCUGAUGAGACUAAGAUAAACUUAUUUGGUUCCGAUGGUGUCAAGCGUGCCACUAUAGGGAAAUAACGAGAACAAUGUUGAAGUGCAGUAAACUGUAAAACUGUUUGCGCUACAAACCACGUGUUUAUAAUUAAGAGAAUACAUUAAAAUAAUAUGGUAAGAAAUACCAGUUUGCUAUAUCAAGCAGCAUAAUGAGCUAUUUUGUACAGCUAAAAAUAACUGAAAGCGAAUGACACCGGAAGACAGACACAUUAAAUUUACAAAUGGCCGCGCCCACUCUUACCUGAAAAAUACGGUGGAUAUUUUAAGUUUGCUGAACCUGCUUUUGGUUGCUUGUCUUCUUUCUCUUAUUAAUGAUUCUGAUGGCAUUAUGUCAGGUUUUUAGGAUUCUAAAUGUGUGCGUUCGUGUGCAUUUGUGUGUGUGUACGUGUGUGCGCGUGCGUGUGUUUUAAAAUCUGUGACACUAUAUAGAGAAAAGACACACUAUAAAGAGUCCAAUUUUUUUUCCUCUUUCGUCUCCAUCUCCCUCAACAAGGGCAAUAUCUCAGACAGCAGGUCUGCAUAAAGCAUCAAAGAGAAUAGCCAAAAACUCUAACACAAAGUCUACUUGUGUGGUUAAUAUAACAGAUGGUUGCAUGGAGGUCAUAUUGCUUUUGAGCUGUGGAGUGAUAUUUCUUUUCUUCCAUCAUUUGCACUGUCAGCGUCUCCUUACAGGUCGCUUUGGGUCUUUCAUUCACCUAUUAAUGCAAACUCAAUUCAAAAUUACGGAUUAAAAUCAAAAUAAAAACCCUAUUCAGGAUUUUAUCCUGCAGGAUUUGAUUGAGUUUGCUGAAACAAUACCUAAAUAGCUAUUUGGCUGGUCACCAUUAUCUAUACUACCAUUUAAAAGUUUGGGGGAGGAGAAAGAUUUUAUUGUUAUUAUUUAUUUAAAGACACUAUUCAGCAAGGAUGAAUUAAAUCGAUCAAAAGUGACAGUACACACAUCUAUAACGUUACAAAAGAUUUCUAUUUCAAAUAAAUGCUGUUAUUUUGUAACUUUCUAUCAAAGAAUCCUGAAAAAAGUGACAUGGUUUUCACAAAUAAUAUUACGCAGAACAACUGUUUUCAAUAUUGAUAAGAAAUGUUUCUUGAGCACCGAGCAUCUGUUUUUACUAUAUGUUUGAUCAAAUAAAUGCAGCUGCUAUGUUUUGAUUAAAGAUAUCGAAGACCAUUUUUGCUUUUAUUUGGAAUAACAUGGACCAAUGAAUUGUUCAAAAUCAAAAUUGAUUCAGUUGAUAAAGUGAAAAGAUUAUGUACAAUCUACCUGUAACUUCUGUUUCUAUAUAUAACCGAACGCUCAUGAGCACACACACAUACACACUUACAUAGGUGAAUGUAGCAAGUCUCACACUGAGAGUCAGGUGGAAACAGCAGAGCAGAACAUCUGUUUGUAAGAUAACAGAUUGUUUCUCCUGCCAGUACAACCUCAGCUCUCAGACAUCAUAUCAGCAGAGCACUUGCAAAACACAAUCCCAGUUUUCAUCCAUCUCAUCUACUUAUUCAGAUGAAGAGGUUCACUGCCAGUGACUGGGAUAUUCAAGGAGGAUGUAAAGUGAACAGGUAGAAGAAAUAAACACUGAAAGUCAUUCCAGUCCCUCCGCAUUUCAUUUUUACAGCUAACAUUUCUGUCAAACAUAGAUCUCCUAUGGAACUAAGCCACAUCAGAGCACAAUAAAUAUGGGAUAAUGCCCAGUCAUCUGGUCAUUAUGGCAAAAUAAACCCCAACAGGGUGAUCAAGACUCUGAUGUGAAACCCCCUGAAGGGGUUUAUUUUGUGAUAAUGACCGGCUGACUAUACAUUAUUGCAUUUCAAUGACUACUUAUCAAAUAAAUACAUGUACCUUCAAUAUUUAUUAGAGUAGAAAUUAUGUAAGAAAGCAGCAUGAAUAGCACAGGCACAUAGAAAAACUUUAUCCGUUCUAUUUUUUGCCCACUGUUGGCAGGCCAUUCAAAUGCUUUUUCUUUGAAAAAAAGUUUUAGAUUGCUGAGUUUCAGUUGACAAAAAUGUCAUUAGUGAAUAUUUUUUGGUUAAUUGUACUACCUUUGACCCUUGACGACCAUGACAUUGGCUGAUGGUGUUAUAGAGUAUCCUCCCAGUAUGUUUUUUCUGUGUUUACGAGAAAACCUGCAAUGUCUCUAUAUUGCCUGUUUACCCUUUUAAAAUGUCCAUUUAGUGCGUUUAAAGCACAGUCAGCACCGUGGGGAAGUCACAUGGGGAGUGAAUGAGAGUGCAGUCUUUUGAUAGUUUUAUAAGUGAGCAACAAAGCCAAAUUGAUUUUAUUCUGACCUGCUUUAUCUGCAGCUCCAAUCUGUUGUGGCAGACUGACUUAUUUAUAACCCUUUCAGGCAAGUGCAUUUUUGAGUACUUUUAAAAAAUAGUCCUCCUGGUGUAAUCAUAAUGCUUAUCAUUUUUGUAAAAUAUUACAGGUUGUAUAGGCUCCUGUGCAGCACAUUCAAUUACUAUUGCUAGCUUGAGAUUAUCGUUCAAAAAAGUAACUAUUUUUAGAUAUGCUAUUACCCAUUUUCACCAUUGAGAAUAAGACAUCUUUCUUCAGCACCAAAUCAGAAUAUGCGUAAUUGACGAAUAAGGUUUUUAAAAGUGUAAAAAGACAUAAUGGAGAUAUAAUUAAUUUUGAAGUUUUAUUAAGUGUUAACAAUGAGAUUAUGUGGUUUUUAUAAUCAAUUAACACUGCUUUUGUCAUGUUUUACAAGAUGGACAAAUUUGUCACCAAAAAAGUCAUUCGGUUUAACCAAAAUUUCGGUUUUACCGAAUGAUACUUUUGGUUAUAUCGAAUGACGAUAUUUUCAAAAAAUGCUAACAGGCUGACAUCUAGCUAGCUAGCU